AUGCAAGCUCACGAAGAAGCCCUAGCCUUACUUACGAGCGCGCCUCAAAAGACAUCCAGUGUAUCAAUGGAGACUCUCUCGAGUAUCUAUGGCGCACCGGAGGGAUGUAGUCUAUUACGUGAGUCUGUUGAUACUAUCCAGCGCAAAACAAUUCUGGAGGAGCUCUCCGAGAUCUUGCAUCUGCGUGGUCGUUUGCAGCAGAUGGGCGCUACGUUCUCCGACAAGGGAGAGAUGCUGACCUAUGGGAACCCAUUUUCACCCAAAGAGUUUGAAGCCAUGAUACGUCUCGGUCCAUUAUACGAUGAUCAGUGGAAGUCUUUCUUCAUUGAGACCUACGAACCGUCUGACAGUGGAGGUAAGAAUGCGCAACUGUGGGCCGGUUUACGUACUUUGAAAAGACUUCUUCAGAAUGAGGGCGUAGUGUUCGGCCGACAGCACCAGCGGUAUUCUUUUGGCGAUUCAAGCACGAGACUACGAAGGUUGUGUUGCGCGUAUGAUGAGUUACGGAAUGCAUGGCUAUUAAUGCUACGAACAAGCCCUCCAGCACGAAAUGACGUACAGCUAUCGACCCUUCUUGGAGAGGAGUCGUCGAGCGAGAGCGACUCAGGAUUCAGCAACGAUGAUGGCCAAAGGUUGACCGGAACAGUAAUUCUUGAUACGGAAGCACCCCGAGAUAUCACCAGUCGACCUGUGAUUCGGCAUCACCGCAGCAGUAGCGUCCCACACAACAUUGGUUGGCGUUUCAGUGACGAUUCCAUACCGAGAUCUCGUAAGGAUGCCGCCUGGACAUUUAGUGACGACUUGAGCUUGGUACCAGAAUGGAGCGAUGUUGAACAGGCCAACGCUCAGGGCCUGCAAGAUGCGUCGUCUGUGCCGAUAUCCAGGAACUGUAGUCCCAAGCGAAUCAACGCCUUACAUGGAGAUGCCAGACCAGGUACAGCUCCAUCAUUCUUUCCCACCAAUUCGUUACUACAAGGCGCAUCGCCAUUACAAGUAAGCCACACAGCUUCUCAUCUUACCCAAUCGCGCGCGAUACCGCCGCCGAAAAACAUGAACGCACAGAGCUGGUCAAUUCCUGGCGAUAUCGUGUCGAGCUCAGUGCGAGAGGAGGUGAUGUCUGGAGAUGUAGCGAAGGCAAUUCCAGUACAAGAGGCCGCCAAAGAGGACAGAAAGCAUAAGACAUGGAGUAGAGUACGCCGCUGGUUUCGAAAUCCUUUCAGCCGAAAGUAA
Alternaria burnsii is the source of this 1230-nucleotide messenger RNA. RefSeq lists its product as uncharacterized. The coding region runs from base 1 to 1230 and encodes 409 amino acids. The transcript has a single exon. The record is from RefSeq and is a predicted model, not a curated record. NCBI's taxonomy places the organism in Eukaryota, Fungi, Ascomycota, Dothideomycetes, Pleosporales, Pleosporaceae.